This is a messenger RNA of Rana temporaria (common frog), 2059 nucleotides long. RefSeq lists its product as uncharacterized. The coding region runs from base 1 to 1998 and encodes 665 amino acids. NCBI's taxonomy places the organism in Eukaryota, Metazoa, Chordata, Amphibia, Anura, Ranidae. The record is from RefSeq and is a predicted model, not a curated record. The transcript has 3 exons.
AUGUAUAAUCCAUGUACACUGCGCCAUUUUAUUUCCUUUCUUGUCUUACUAAUCUCUUCUUUCUCUUACAGUGACAAAGAGUCUGAGACCACCGAGGCCUCACAGCCCCACCAUGAUGACCGUGAUGACCAUGAUGAGGAAUCGGGUCUGAGAAGUCUCGCUAUGACCCCAGGAACUGGGAAUCUAACCCUCCUAGACGACAUUUGGAUGGAGAUUGAGACCACCAAGGCCUCACAGCCCCGCCAUGAUGACCAUGAUAAUGGAUCUGGUCUGAACAAUCUCGCUAUGACCCCAGAUGAAUGUUGGAUGGAGAUUGACUUAACCGAGGGCUCACAGCCCCGCCAUGAUGACCAUGAUGAGCAAUCUGGUCUGAGCAGUCUCGUAUGGAGAGUUUUGUAUGGAUUUUGGACGAAGAGUGAAACAACUCAUACCCCACAAUCAGACGUCCAAGAAAUCACCGAUGAAUGCGAACCAGAAUCCGAUCUGAAAAGUCUCAUCACAGUGAAUGAUUCUAAGAACCGACCCCGUCUGGAUGAGCUUUGGAUCGAUUGUGAGCUCUUCGCCGUCCCAUCAUCAGAUCCCAUCGCCAGAAGAUCCGACAUCCAAGAUGUGGAAUUCAAUACCUGCAGCAGUUCUCCAACCACCACUGACAAAGAGUCUGAGACCAACGAAGCCUCACAGCCCCACCAUGAUGACCAUGAUGACCAGGAUGACCAGGAUGCCUUUGAUAAUGACUCUGGUCUGAACAGUCUCGCUAUGACUCCAGCAACCGAGAAUCUACCCCUUUUUGAUGGAUUUUGGAUGAAGAGUGAGACAAUGGAGGCCUCACAACCCCACCAUGAUGACCAGGAUGACCAUGAACAUGACUCUGGUCUGAACAGUCUCGCUAUGACAUCAGCAACUGAGAAUCUACCCCUUUUUAAUGGAUUUUGGAUAAAGAGUGAGACAAUGGAGGCCUCACAACCCCACCAUGAUGACCAGGAUGUCUCUGAUGAUGAAUCUGGUCUGAGCAGUCUCGCUAUGACAUCAGCAUCCGAGAAUCUACCCCUUUUUGAUGGAUUUUGGAUGAAGAGUGAGACAAUGGAGGCCUCACAACCCCACCAUGAUGACCAGGAUGUCUCUGAUGAUGAAUCUGGUCUGAGCAGUCUCGCUAUGACAUCAGCAACCGAGAAUCUACCCCUUUUUAAUGGAUUUUGGAUAAAGAGUGAGACAACCAAAGCCUCACAGCCCCGCCAUGAUGACUUUGAUGAUGAAUCUGGUCUGAGCAGUCUCGCUAUGACACCAACAACCGAGAAUCUACCCCUUUUUGAUGGAUUUUGGAUAAAGAGUGAGACAAUGGAGGCCUCACAACCCCACCAUGAUGACAAUGAUGUCUCUGAUGAUAAAACUGGUCUUAGCAGUCUCGCUAUGACCCCAGGAACCGGGAUUCUACCCCUUCUAGACAAAUUUUGGAUGGAGAUUGAGACAACCAAGGCCUCACAGCCCCACGAUGAUGACCAGGAUGCCUUCGAUGAAGAAUCUGGUCUGAACAGUCUCGCUAUGAUCCCAGGAACCGGAAAUCUACCCCGCUUGGAUGAAUUUUGGAUGGAGAUUGACUUAACCGAGGCCUCACAGCCCUGCCAUGAUGACCAUGAUGCCUUUGAUGAUGGAUCUGGUCUGAGCAGUCUCACUAUGACCCCAGGAACUGAGAAUCUACCCCUUUUGGAUGGAUUUUGGAUAAAGAGUGAGACAACGGACGCCUCACAAACCCGCCAUGAUGACCAGGAUGAUGACUCUGGUCUGAACAUUCUUGCUAUGACCCCAGAAACCGGGAAUCUACCCCUUUUUGAUGGAUUUUGGAUAAAGAGUGAGACAACGGAGGCCUCACAGCCUCACCAUGAUGACAAUGAUGCCUUUGAUGAGGAAUCUGGUCUGAGCAGUCUCGCUAUGACCCCAACCAUCAGACACCUAUUUUAUGUGUGUUUAUAUAAGUGUGUAUUUAGGAGUGUGUUUAUAUAAGUGUGUAUUUAGGAGUGUGUUUAUAUAAGUGUGUAUUUAGGAGGGAAUGUGGGGAGGGUAU